This is a messenger RNA of Dromaius novaehollandiae (emu), 1922 nucleotides long. RefSeq names its product glutathione hydrolase-like YwrD proenzyme. The record is from RefSeq and is a predicted model, not a curated record. NCBI's taxonomy places the organism in Eukaryota, Metazoa, Chordata, Aves, Casuariiformes, Dromaiidae.
AUUAGUCACAUAUCUGCUGCCAACAAGUGCACACUCUCUCCACUGAUUUUGGUAUGUCUUUCUCUUUCAGAUUCUUCACUCUUGGGUCACAGCAUUAUUCCCUUGGCUUGGAAAUGGCAUCUCAGCUCCAGUUCUUUUCUCGAAGGUCCCCUGUGGUUUGUACUCAUGGCUCUGUUGCUUGUCAGAUGCUUGCUACAAAUAUUGGUCUUGAUACUCCAAAGAACGGCGGGAAUGCGGUAGGUGCUGCUGUGGCUGUAGCUGCUGCCCUCCGUGUCACUGAACCUGCCAACGCUGGCGUAGGUGGAGAUUGCUGCUGUCUGUGCUGUGAUGCAAACACAAAGCCUGCGCGUGGCCUGAACGGAAGUGGCAGGUCUCCAAGGGCACUGACUGUUGAGCUCUUGAAAGAACAAGGGUUUGAUGAAGCAAAUCCUCUUCCUCCACUUCAUGCCCAUAAUAUCACAGUGCCUGGUGCAGCAGCUGCCUGCUGUGAUGCUGUUUCUUUGUAUGCAAGCAAGAAGAUGACUAUCGGACAGCUGCUACAGCCUGCUAUUGAACUGGCUGAAAGAGGUUUUCCUGUAGCAGAGAUUACUGCCUAUCACUGGAAAUGUGAUGCUCAUAUUCUCCAGUCACUUGGAAACAAGGAUGGGAAGGAGUUACUCACUGAUGGCCAAGCACCACUGCAUGGGCAGGUUUCCUCCAAUCCCUUUUUGGCUAACACUUUUAAGGAGCUGGCAAGAUCUGGCAAGAAGGGGUUUUAUGAAGGUCGGAUUGCAGCUGCUAUUGUAGAAACAGUUCAGAGACAUGGAGGAGUGAUGGAUUUAGAUGAUGUCAAAAGCCACACCUCCAAUGAGGUCAAACCAAUUUUCACAAAUUACAGGGGUGUGAAUGUUUGGGAAAUACCCCCAAAUGGACAAGGAAUCACAGCUUUGAUGGCCCUAAACAUUUUGGAAAAUUUUGAUGUUAAAGAUAUGGCUUUUUUCAUGGGUCAUAAUACAGCUGACUACUUGCACGUGCUGACUGAGGCCAUGGAACUCAGCUUCACUGAUGCUUUCUCAUUCUGUGCAGACCCUGAUAAAGUUCUGGUACCUACAGAAUAACUUCUGUCCAAAACCUAUGCUAAAGAGCGUUCUCGACUAAUAAAUUUACAAAGAGCCAGUGACAAAUUUAGUUCUGAAAAUGUUUUGCCAUUAGGAACAGAUAUAGUCUACUUCACUGUGGUGGAUCCUCAAGGCAAUGCCUGUUCUUUCAUAGACAGCAACUACAUGGGCUUUGGUACAGGACUGGUACCAGGUAGCUGUGGAUUUACUCUACAAAAUAGGGGAGCUAACUUUUCCCUUUCUAGCAGCCAUCUAAACUGCCUUGCACCAGGGAAACGUCCAUAUCACACUAUCAUUCCUGCCCUAGCGACUGCUGCAGACAGUGAGGAACUUCUGUGCCCCUUCGGAGUGAUGGGAGGGUUCAUGCAACCCCAAGGACAUGUGCAGGUGCUGCUAAAUAUAUUGGAGUUUGGGAUGAAUCCUCAAGAAGCCUUAGAUGCAGCCUGGUUUUGCUUGAACUGUUCCAAGAAAGAAGGCAGGUGGCAUCUGUCACUUGAAGACGGUAUUUCACGAGCUGUUGCAGACGACUUGGGAGCCAGAGGUCACUGGAGCCGGUGGCCCAUCAGUGGGCACAACAGGAGCCAAUUUGGUCGUGGCCAGAUUAUCGCUAAAGGGGACUGGUGGCAAUCUUGGGGCUCUUUGUCCUCCGAGCACGUGCAGAGUGUCCUGUGGGCAGGAUCUGACCGGGGAGAUGGCUGUGCAGUGGGGUACUGGUCUGGAAUGAACAUGUAUAAUGCUGCAGCAUUAAUUUUCAUAUGUAGGUGCACUGAUGACACGAAUAUUUAGUUGCAAUUAUAGUUCAAAAGAAUAUGAAAUUUCUUCUAA